AUGGACGCCAUGAGUCGCGCUCUGCGAAAAGCAGCUCGGUCCCCGUUUUUGAAUGAAAUCGAGCGAGCCGAAAUGCCAAACAAGUUUGCCCGCCCACCGUUCAACUACUAUGACGGGAAAACUGAUCCGGUAGAACAUGUCAGUCAUUAUAUUCAAAUGAUGUCUUUGCAUACUCAUAAUGAUGUGCUCAUGUGCAAGGUAUUUCCCUCGAGUUUGGGACCGACCGCAUUGAGGUGGUUUAAUGGGUUACGGAAAGAAUCCAUACGUAGUUUCUCCGAGUUGAUUCAAGAGUUCGGAGUCCAGUUUGUGAUGUGCAGCCAAGUACCUCAACCAGUAGACGCGCUCCUCCUAAUGAAAAUGAGGGCGAGAGAAACCCUCCGUAGUUACGCCAGCCGAUAUUGGGAGUUAUACAACAAGAUUGGUGGAGAUAACGAAAGGGUGGCGAUAAGCACAUUUAGGAUGGGGUUGCCCGAGGAUUCAGGGCUAUGA
Messenger RNA from Quercus lobata, 489 nucleotides. RefSeq lists its product as uncharacterized. Bases 1 to 489 code for a protein of 162 amino acids. The record is from RefSeq and is a predicted model, not a curated record. NCBI's taxonomy places the organism in Eukaryota, Viridiplantae, Streptophyta, Magnoliopsida, Fagales, Fagaceae. The transcript has a single exon.